ACACAUCCCUCUGAAAUAAAACAAUACGACUACGAGUACGACAACGAGUAUAAUGCCAAAUCAGAAGUCGAUCGGGGAAAACUGACACUCCGAAAGCCAUCAAGAAUUAAACCGUGACCCCAGAAACUGUCAAAACAAGUGUGUGUGCAGUACAUAAAAAUUAAAAAGUCAUAAAGUUGACAUCGUAAAAGGUUCGAGAGUUCGAUUCCGCCCUCUACCUGUGGGGCCAGAGAGAGAGAGAGAGCAAAGUGUGUUACGGCAUUUUAAACAAAGUAAUUAAAGCAGAACUGAGCCAGAGAAAGCCUUUCUCCCAGUCCCAGUCUCAGUCCCAGUGCCAGCGACGAGCCACACACGCACUUGAAGAGUCGUAAAAGGAAACGCUGUGAAUCAUAGCCAAUAGCCGUAAAAACAUAACGCGUUCGAGUGCCGUCGCCGUCAUUAAAAGUCCCGCGCCUAUAAAUCACCCGACGGCAGGCCAGCACCAGCACCAGCACCGGCCCCAGCACCAGCUCCCCAACCGUGCAUUAUUUUCCGCGUAAUUGAUGGCCGCUUUUUAAUUGCUUUUACAACAAAUAAAUGUCCCCACCCACACACACCACAGUACCAGAACCACAUCAACAGCAACAGCAGCAACUGCAGCAACACGGAAACCUGAAACCAUAUGCAAAUUUAACAAAUUUCGUUGUGAAUCCUCGAUUUCGGUCGAAAAGCAUUGAACAAAUACAAACUGCUCGCCAAUUGGAAGGCGCUUUCCAAUAAAUCACAAGCCACUUUGAUAGAGAGCCCCAGUCGAGCUCUGAAAGAAUCUUUGCUCGAACCACUCGCAAGACUCAAGCUAGAUAAACAAAAAACAAAAACGAAAAAUAAGACGGCGAAGACGGAACACUCGCAAGAACAAAAAAUAUACCCAGAAGUAAUCGAUCCUAGCCUCAAAGACUCAAAAUAAAAGAAACGAAAAGAAAAUAAAACAUCCAGAACAGACUCGACUCCGACGCAUUCGACGACUCGGCGAUUCUCUGCCGGAGAGCAAGAUAUGUGCAAUGUCAAAAUUUGUUUUCGAUAGUAUGCUGCCAAAGUACCCACAGUUCCAGCCAUUUAUCAGUUCGCACCUAACCAACACACCUCCAACCUCGUCAUCAGCAGCCGUCGCAGCCGCCCUCGCAGCAGCCGCAGCCUCCGUCUCAGCCAGCUCCAACACCUCGGCGACCGCCAGCAGCAGCACCAACAGCGGCAGCAGCCACCUCAGCCUGCAGACCGGCUCGCUCUCGCCAGGAUCCAGCGCCCUGCACCUGGGCAACCAACUGCAUCAGCAGCACCUCAGCCAGUCCUCCCACUCGCCGGUGUCGUCCUCGUCGCCCUCCUCCGCGGCGCUCUUCCAGCAGCAGGCCCAGCAGCAGCACCACCAACAGCAACAGCUCCACCAGCAGUCGCAGUCGCAGUACUCCUCGCUCUCCGCCGCCCUCCAGCUGCAGCAGCAGCAGCACAUCAACAAGCUAGCCGCCGCCGCGGCCGCCGUCAACUCUCAGGGCUCCCACGCCCACGCCCACUCGCACGCCCACGCGCAUCAGCAACUGCUGCUGACCCCACCCUCGGCCGGCAAUUCGCAGACCGGGGACAGCAGCUGCUCCCCCUCGCCAUCGGCCAGCUCCUCGCUGCACCGCAGCCUCAACGACAACUCUCCCGGAUCCGCGGCCAGCUCCGUAGCAGCCGCAGCAGCUGCUGCCGCCGCCGCAGCCGCGGCCAGCUCCUCGUUUGCCAUACCCACAAGCAAGAUGUAUCCGUACGUGUCAAACCACCCCAGCAGCCACGGAGGCCUCUCCGGCAUGGCCGGCUUCUCCGGCCUGGAGGACAAAUCCUGCGGCAGGUACACGGACACCAUGAUGAACAGCUACCCGUCGAUGAACGUACCUGCCUCGGCGUCCGCCAGCUUCGCACAGUUCUAUCAGCACGCAGCCGCUGCCUCGGCAGUGUCAGCCGCCAACGCUGGGGCCAUGGGCGUGGACCCUCUGGGCAACGCCUGCACUCAGCCCUCCUCGGGCGUGGUGCCCGGGGCCGGCGGUGGUGGGGGCGGCAUUGGUGACCUGCCGCGGUAUCCCUGGAUGACGCUCACAGACUGGAUGGGAAGUCCCUUCGAGCGCGUCGUUUGCGGCGAUUUCAAUGGCCCCAACGGAUGCCCACGCCGCCGCGGCAGACAGACCUACACGCGCUUCCAGACGCUGGAGCUGGAGAAGGAGUUCCACUUCAACCACUACUUGACGCGGCGACGGCGCAUCGAGAUCGCGCACGCGCUCUGCCUGACCGAGCGCCAGAUCAAGAUCUGGUUCCAGAACCGCCGCAUGAAGUUGAAGAAGGAGCUGCGCGCAGUCAAGGAGAUCAACGAGCAGGCCCGACGCGACCGCGAGGAGCAGGAGAAGAUGAAGGCCCAGGAGACGAUGAAAUCCGCCCAGCAGAACAAACAAGUGCAGCAGCAGCAACAGCAGCAGCAGCAGCAACAACAGCAACAGCAGCACCAGCAGCAGCAGCAACAGCAGCAGGACCACCACUCGAUCAUCGCACACAAUCCGGGCCAUUUGCACCACUCCGUCGUGGGCCAGAACGAUCUCAAGCUCGGCCUGGGCAUGGGCGUGGGCGUGGGUGUCGGCGCUGGAAUCGGCGCUGGAAUCGGUCCGGGUCUUGGCGGCGGGCUCGGCGGAAACCUGGGCAUGAUGAGUGCCCUGGACAAGAGCAACCACGAUCUGCUGAAGGCGGUCAGUAAGGUGAACUCUUAAGCUGCCCCCGCCAGCCAGCCACUCUUCCGCCAUUGGCCCCACGCCACCACCGCCCCCGUUCGGCGUUCUUUUUCGUCUUUUUCUCUUCGUCUGAGUAGCGCGAGAAAGCGAAAGAUAAACUCGAUAACUAAAAUACGUAAACCUUUACAUAGUAAAUAGUUGCAUAAGUCUACAAUUAACGGAUAUAAAAACAUAUAAGCAUACACACACACAUACGUACGUAGGUACGGUACAGUACACACACAUGCGAAAUCAAUGAGUGCGCACUGUGGCUCCGAUGCGGUUCGCGGGGUGAAGUGAAGGGGUUCGUUCGAGUGCUGCCAUCCUCGCAGCUUUCCCGAGCCUUCGUGGCGUGGAGUGGAGCUGUCUAUUUGAUAGGCAGAGCCACCACAUUCGAUUUUAGUGCAGCUCUACGGAGCUUCUUCCAUUUUCUUCUCCGUUUCAACCCCCAGUGGAUGGUAUGGCAUC
This is a messenger RNA of Drosophila obscura, 3236 nucleotides long. Its product is annotated as homeobox protein abdominal-A. Gene Ontology annotation, biological process: negative regulation of transcription by RNA polymerase II; anterior/posterior pattern specification. The transcript is spliced from 6 exons. Bases 1041 to 2768 code for a protein of 575 amino acids. Gene Ontology annotation, cellular component: nucleus. Lineage: Eukaryota; Metazoa; Arthropoda; Insecta; Diptera; Drosophilidae. The record is from RefSeq and is a predicted model, not a curated record. Gene Ontology annotation, molecular function: RNA polymerase II cis-regulatory region sequence-specific DNA binding; DNA-binding transcription factor activity, RNA polymerase II-specific.